Molecule: messenger RNA, 1213 nt
Organism: Oryzias latipes (Japanese medaka)
Lineage: Eukaryota; Metazoa; Chordata; Actinopteri; Beloniformes; Adrianichthyidae
Gene: timp3
Product: TIMP metallopeptidase inhibitor 3
Biological process (GO): response to hormone; negative regulation of endopeptidase activity; response to cytokine
Cellular component (GO): extracellular matrix
Molecular function (GO): protease binding; metalloendopeptidase inhibitor activity
Source: RefSeq, marked provisional
AGAGACGGUUCAGAGAAGCAGCGGCAGCAGUUGCAGCAGCUCUGGGAUACAGACAAGAGACCCGCACGGAGCGCAUCCAGCCGGACCGAAUACCGCCAAUCCCCGCAGCACGAGGCAGACAGAGGAGCCCCGCAAACAUGCGAGCCGUCAAUCUGAUCAGCCUGCUGUUCCUUUACUGCAGCCUGCACGCGCCGCACAUGACAGAGGGCUGCUCGUGCGCUAUGACGCACCCGCAGGACGCCUUCUGCAACUCCGACAUAGUGAUUCGAGCAAAAGUGGUGGGUAAGAAGUUUGUGACAGUGGGGCCUUUUGGAACGAUACGCUACACAGUGAAGCAGAUUAAGAUGUACAAAGGAUUUGACAAAAUCCAGCACGUCCAGCACAUAUACACACACGCCUCUGAGAGCCUGUGUGGCGUCAAAUUUGACAUCAACAAGUACCAGUACCUCAUCACAGGUCGUGUGUAUGAUGGCAAGGUCUACACUGGACUGUGUAACUUGAAUGAGCGGUGGGAGCGGAUGUCGUUGGCACAGAAGAAGGGCAUCAACCAUCAUUACCAGCUGGGCUGUGGAUGCAGGAUCAAGCCCUGCCACUACCUGCCCUGCUUCGUGACCUCUAAGAACGAGUGCCUAUGGACGGACAUGCUAACCCACUUUGGCUAUCCUGGCUACCAGUCCCGGCACUAUGCUUGCAUCCAGCAGAAGGAGGGUUACUGCAGCUGGUACCGAGGCACGAGCAACCGUGACAGAACCACCACCAAUGCCACCGAUCCCUGAACACCAAGACCGUCCUCCAUGAAACUCACUCUCGCCCCUUCAGACCCCCCACCCCCCCCACACACACACAAUCACCUGUCGAUCAUUACAGGACUCCUGAUGGCCUCUCUAAAAGGGAUGAAAGAGCGUUUUUUUUUUUUUUUGUUUUGUUUUUUUACAGUGCCUGGUUGUAGCUCUUCCACUUUAAACUCAAAUGUUUUUUCCCCCUCCCAGUCUGCAAUCAAUGUGGUCCUUGCACUGAGCAGUCAUGGAAGUAGCAAUAGUCCGUUUAUCAGAAUCCAAAACUCUUAAAGGAACCCAUUUCUGCACUAAAUUACAAUCAGAAACCUCCAGCUCAGCUGUUGUUGGGUCGUUUUUUUUAAUUUACUAAAACAGUUUUUACUCACAUUCAAAGGAAAAACAGCCAAAAUAAAGAUGAACCUAAUGCGUUUGUUCAC